AUGAGCGGCUGGGAAAGCUUAUUUAAUACCGCUGCUGUCGACUAUAAUAAUGGAAACCUUAGAGAUUCAUAUAGUAAUUAUUUAAAAGCAGCUAAUGCGCUGCUCUACAAGUUUGGUAAUGAGGUCGCUUUUGCCAAUAGAGAGACAGUAAAAUCUAAACCAGUCAAUAGCGUCCGAUUUUUUCAACAGCUCAAAUUUUGUGUACAAAGGCUUGAAGACAUUCUUCAAAAUAGAGCAAUAAAUGGAGUACCUCCAAUCUCACAACUUUCAGCUAUUUCUGAUAACGCCGCUUUAAAUCUUACAAACUCGCACCCGUUGCACCUACCGCUCGUUCCUUUCUCUCCACUUACUAGGCAAUCUAUUCAGCAUGCUCAUUCUCUUGCAGUUACAAGCCAGCGAUUAUCUGUUGCUAACCAAAAGCUCGCAGAUAGUAGUAAAGAUCCAGAUGGUAUUAUUCGGAAAUUAAAGGAUGAAGUCCGCCAACAGCAAAGUAAACUUGAUCAAGUCAAUAAUCAGAUCCAAUCAAUUGCUGAAGUUACUUUACUUCAUUGGGAUGCUGAAGCAGUUUCGCUACAGUUAACCAUAAUUGAUAGUUCAUUAUUUAAUAAAGUAGAUUUCAAAAAAGAUUUUUCAGCAAAAGACAAAAGGAAUUCCAAAGUGCAAGCCUGUAUGGACUUCCACCGAUACUUAACUAAUAAUUUUGCACACCAAUUUAUUUAUGCAGAUAUGACUCGGACGUCCGUCAACUCUUCACGUGGAGCUCAACAUCCACGAGAAAGUAUUGUUCCUCAUGCUGUCAGAAUUGCCUAUUAUUUAUUAAAUGUUCAUCGUAAUUUUAAUAGCUUUGCUGCUUUGAUGAAAGCACUUACUUCUCCUGAAGUACGCAGGAUAAGACGUUUAUGGUCUAAUCUUCCUGCACGUACCACUCAAAUACUAAAAGAUCUAUCAUCAUAUGUGAAGAAAGAUAAUGAUUACAAAGCUUAUAGAGACAUGCUUGCACAAAAAAUGGAUUCUUUUCGUGGAGUUGGUCAAGGAACGAUCGUCAUUCCUUGGAUGCAACCUCAUUAUGAAGAAAUAAAAAGUAUAAAUCAAUCUUAUACAAGUGGAAAAUCUGGGGAUUCAUCCGACAUUAUCCUCUCAGCACCCGGUGCACGGAAAUUAGCAUCUAUAUUCGCUCUUCUUGAGCAAUGUAAAACUAACAUAAUGGCACAUGAUGAUGAAGAGUGGAAUGAAUUACGAAAACAUGUAACAACAUCACAACGUCAUAGAGAUACAAUCACCGUUGAUGGUACAACAAUUACAAUACCUCCGACCCUUUCAUGUUUAGGUUGUGGUGAUUUAGGUUUGCAUCAUUGGCUUGUAUCUAGAGUCUAUUUAACUAAGCAACAAUUAGUCGAUGAGAGCAUUGAGAUCGAACCUUUAGGUGAGAAUGAACAACUUCCUGUGGGUCAAUAUGACAUUGGAAGUGAUGAUGGUGACAACAUGGAAAUUGGUACCUCAUCUAAGCAUGUCUUUACAAGUAGUUCAACACCACCUCUUAACAAAGUUUCUGAGGAUAAUUCAGGAGAAGAAAGUAAUGAAGCAUUAGAAUCCUUGGAUACGCCAUCUUCAAUCAAGGAUUUCGUUUAUACUUCUAGCAAUGAGCAAACUAUUGAUAACGGCGUGUCUACUUCUGUUGCACAUGAAACUUCAAAACCAGUUGAAAAUGGCAAACCUGUUGGGAAGCCUUUAGAAGAAACGCCAUUCAAUUUAGAACCAGUAAAGAAUGAUUCUACCACUGGUUUUUCAAAUGGUAAAAUUGAGGGACCAUCUACUUUCGCUUCUAAAACUACCGCAAUUCCUAUUCCUCAAGUACAAAAAGAGAUUCAGAUUCAACCUAUUUUGUCGCCUUCAACAAAUCUAAACCCGAAUGCACCUGUUUUUAUUCCUAAACAACCAAGUGUAGGAGAUAAAAUAAGCAUCAAACUGAAACAAUUAGAGGGUAUUAAUAAAAACCGUGAUUCUGGAAACGAAUCAUCUGUAAAUAAGGAUGAGAAUGAAGAUGAAUUCGUAUAUCCUAAAUCAGAUGAAGAUGAAUUUGUUUAUCCAGAACUUGGUUCGCCCAAUGACGCUAAAGAUGGUAAAGAUAGUGAUGAUGACUCUUUUAAAUAUGAUUCCGACGAUGGUGAUAUGGUUUUUCCUCAUGAUAUUACUGAUGGCAAGAAAGACAAUGUUGCGAAAAAUGGUCUUAGUGGCGUUAUGACUACUACUAACACUAAAGUCGGAAACACUGAAAAUGGUAAUGUUCCGCAAAUCACGAUCAAGUUGCAAGGCAAUACCGUGACCAAAGUUAAUUAA
This is a messenger RNA of Cetraspora pellucida, 2337 nucleotides long. NCBI's taxonomy places the organism in Eukaryota, Fungi, Glomeromycota, Glomeromycetes, Diversisporales, Gigasporaceae. The record is from the annotation of a GenBank genome assembly.